UUUUUAAGACCUGCAAAUGACAUUUGACUCCUGAAGUUUCAUACAAAUGUAAAUUCUGCUUUAUAGUUCUGCAGUUUUUUUCUUAUAAUUGCAAAACACGAAAUGCAAAAGCGUGACUUUUCGAAACUACAACUCACUAGAGUAGCCUACUUUAGGAAAAUGAAUGCAUUGUGUAAUUUGGAGAACAUGAGGUCAGAAGGACUAAACCCAGUGAACGUCAGUUUCAAUAUAAAAACGCUUUGCUUUUGUUGACAGAGCAGACUUUUACUGCUUGCUCUUUGUAAAUCAAAAAACUUCGCUCUUCGUGUUUGUCGGCGCUUAAGUUAAAGGCUAAAGUCAAGUCGUCUGCGCACAUGGAGUUAACGAGUAAGCGAAUAGUUAAUCUUCUCCCGCCGUGCUAAAAAUAAUAAAGCAAAAGUAGUAAAGUUGGAGAGCAAGCACCGCAGUGUGUCACAGUGUAAAGACAGGAAAACUUCAAGGUUUUGUCGCCAUGGACCCUAAGACGUUUUGCAGGAAGCUGUGGUGCGCGCGCCAGCAACUCAUCCUUAUUCUUGCUCCGCUUCUCCUGCUUCCCCUGAUCUACUUUGUGCCGCCAAAGGAGGGCAAGUGCCUGUAUGUGGUGUUGCUAAUGGCAGUGUAUUGGUGUACCGAAGCUCUCCCUUUGGCUGUAACUGCAAUGCUUCCCGUGUGCCUCUUUCCCACCAUGGGAAUCUUACCUUCUAAGAUGGUUUGUCAGCAGUACUUUCUCGAGACUAACUUCCUGUUUCUCAGUGGCAUAGUGAUGGCAUCUGCAAUAGAGGAGUGGGGUCUUCAUCGGCGCAUAGCCCUCAGGGUGUUGAAGAUCGUAGGAGUGAAACCUGCCUUGUUGAUUUUAGGGAUGAUGAUUACUUCCUCUUUUCUGUCAAUGUGGUUGAGCAACACAGCCACAACAGCCAUGAUGCUGCCUAUUGCUAACGCCAUCCUGGAAAGUCUGUUUGGUAAUCUGGAGAUUUUAAAAGAGAACUGCAAGGUCAAGAGUGACCCAGAAGGUGAGGUUCAGGUGAAGAUGCAUGAACUUCCUUCUGAAAAACAGAUACUGACAACAGGGGACAGGCCUGAUGUGACAGACAUAUCAGAUCAGAAGAGCCAAGAAGAGGUCAGAAGAGAGGCAGAAUACCAAAUGAAAGUGUGGAAAGGAUUUCUUAUCUGUAUACCCUAUUCUGCAAGCAUCGGAGGAACAGCCACCCUCACGGGCACUGCUCCAAAUCUGAUCCUGGUGGGACAGCUAAAGAGCUCCUUCCCUGAAUGUGACCUCAUAAACUUCGGCUCAUGGUUCAUCUUCGCCUUCCCCCUUAUGUUAAUCUUCCUCUUCGUGGGCUGGGUCUGGAUCGCUUUCCUCUACGGGGGGCUCAAUACACGACUGUGCAUUAAUAAACACGACGAACGUGCGGCGGCAGAAGCAAAAGCCAAAUCCGUUAUUGACGAAGAUUACAAAAAACUGGGCCCGAUAAGAUUUGCAGAGGGAUCCAUCGCUUUCUUCUUUGUGCUUUUUGCCAUUCUUCUGUUCACCCGAGAUCCAAAGUUUGUAACAGGAUGGUCUGUUUUCUUUAAGAAAGGCUAUGUGUCUGAUGCUGUUACUGGAGUAAUCAUUGUCUCUAUCCUCUUCUUCUUUCCAUCCCAGCGUCCAUCUCUCCGCUGGUGGUUUGAUGCGAGAGCCGCAAAUACUCCGUAUGUGCCCCUGUUGUCAUGGAGAAAGGCUCAGGAGUGUGUACCGUGGAAUAUUAUUUUGCUGCUGGGCGGUGGGUUCGCAAUGGCCAAAGCCUGCGAGGAGUCAGGAUUAGCAGUGUGGAUAGGAAGCCAUUUAGAGCCUCUUGCUCAGGUCCCUCCUUCAGUUGCUGUCAUUCUCAUCACAGCCUUCAUCGCUUGCUUCACUGAGUUCGCCAGUAACACUGCCACCAUCAUCAUCUUCCUCCCUGUUAUUGCUGAACUGGCCAUUCGUCUGAAAGUCAAUCCACUGUACUUCAUGGUCCCAGCAACGGCGGGUUGCUCAUAUGCAUUUAUGCUUCCCGUUUCCACACCGCCCAACUCGAUCGCCUUUGCCUCUGGACACCUGCUUGUCAAGGAUAUGGUGAAAACUGGGUUUGUGAUGAACAUCCUGGGCAUUCUGUGUGUGGCUCUGGCUAUGAACACAUGGGGUCUUUAUAUGUUCAGUCUAGACACAUACCCUGAUUGGGCGAGACCAUUAAACGCUACCUCAGUAACAGUGCCUACACAUACUUUAUUAACUACAAAUAUGACACAAACUGUAUUAACUGCAAAUAUGACCUGUUAGACAACCAAAAACAGGUUUGAGUGCUAUAACACUGUAAACAUUCAUACAGAUUUUGUAUAAUAGUGUAGAUAUGAGACUAAAACAAAUACAGAAGUUGCUAAAGUGGGCGACUUCCCACUAAGGAUGGUUCACAUGAUCUUGGAAAAAAAAUGUAA
Messenger RNA from Misgurnus anguillicaudatus (oriental weatherfish), 2466 nucleotides. It is a transcript of the gene slc13a3, whose product is annotated as solute carrier family 13 member 3. Gene Ontology annotation, biological process: succinate transmembrane transport; citrate transport. Gene Ontology annotation, molecular function: citrate transmembrane transporter activity; succinate transmembrane transporter activity; sodium:dicarboxylate symporter activity. The record is from RefSeq and is a predicted model, not a curated record. NCBI's taxonomy places the organism in Eukaryota, Metazoa, Chordata, Actinopteri, Cypriniformes, Cobitidae. Gene Ontology annotation, cellular component: plasma membrane.